This is a messenger RNA of Teleopsis dalmanni, 3564 nucleotides long. RefSeq lists its product as uncharacterized. Lineage: Eukaryota; Metazoa; Arthropoda; Insecta; Diptera; Diopsidae. The coding region runs from base 1 to 3564 and encodes 1187 amino acids. The record is from RefSeq and is a predicted model, not a curated record. Gene Ontology annotation, molecular function: nucleic acid binding. The transcript has a single exon. Gene Ontology annotation, biological process: DNA integration.
AUGGCUGAUCCAAUGUUCAAUAAGCCAGCGCGUAUAGAUAUUUUAAUUGGUGCGGAAAUUUUCUUCGAUUUGUUGUCGAUUGGACGAAUUUAUCUUAAUGAAAGGUUGCCAACCCUACAGAAAUCCAUACUAGGGUGGAUAGUUGCAGGCAAAGCAGAAGAAUGUUUAGCGCCUAGUCAUAAAAUAAAUAAUAUGCUGGUCAAUCACAACCAUAAUGAGAAUGAAAACUUGAGUCAAUUGGUUGAAAAAUUCUGGAAAAUAGAACAGAUUUCAACUAAAUCAAAUUUUUUAACCGAAGAAGAAGAGGAAUGCGAGAAAAUUUUCCGUGAAUCAAUUCGUAGAGAUACAUCUGGCCGAUUUAUUACGAAAAUUUCAUUUAAAACAACAGUAAGUGAUUUGGGUGGUUCCUAUAAUGCUGCCAAACGACGGUUGCUGUCACUAGAGCGUAGGUUGAGUAGAGAUCGCUCUACACGAGACGCUUACAACGCAUUUAUGGAUGAGUACCUCUCUUUAGGUCACAUGACGAUCGUUGAAGAAGCUGAUAUGGAUAAGAUAAAAUAUUUUGCACCGCAUCAGUAUGUGCUACGACCAGAUUCUACGAGUACGAAACUUCGAGUUGUGUUCGAUUGUAGCUGUAAAACUGACAGUGGCUUGUCAUUAAAUGAGGUAAUGAUGAAAGGACCACUGGUUCAAGAUGACCUGUUAUCUAUAAUACUGCGAUUUAGAUGUUACAAAUAUGCAAUUACGGCAGAUGUAACAAAAAUGUAUCGCCAAGCAUGGGUGACUGAUGAUGAUGCGAAUUAUCAAACGAUUUUGUGGAGGUCUUCCUCAGAUGAAAACAUAAAGGCCUAUCGCUUGCGAACCAUUACUUAUGGUACAACAUCUGCCCCCUAUUUAGCUACAAGAUGCUUAAAACAGUUAAGUGAAGAUUAUAUCGAUAAAUAUCCGAUUGGAUCGAGAAAGGUGUUAUCUGAUUUUUAUAUGGAUGAUUUGAUCAGUGGAUCAAAUGAUGAAGAUGAAAUUUUUGAAAUAUAUAAUCAAGUAUCAGCAAUAAUGAACUCAGCAAAAUUUAAGUUAAGGAAGUGGUUUUCAAAUAGUGAAAAAUUUCUUAAUUUCGUGCCUGAAGCUGAUAAAGAAAAGACUCUUCGGAUGAAUGAUGAGGAAAUAAUAAAAACUCUUGGUAUCAUCUGGGCUCCAGUGGGAGAUACGUUUCGAUACGUUUGGCCAGAUUUUGAUAGUUCGAAAGCGGUGACAAAAAGAAUAGUGUUGUCGGAACUAUCUAAGUUGUUUGAUCCCCUUGGGCUUAUUAACCCAUUAAUCGUAAAGGCGAAGAUUUUCAUGCAAGAUUUGUGGAUAUUGAAGGCUAAUUGGGAUGAAUCCCUACCAAUGAAUUUACAUAGUCAAUGGAUAGAAUUCCGCGAAAAUCUAAAAGACGUCAAGAAAAUAAGUGUGCCUCGAUUUGUUUUGGCAGAAAAACGAGUUGCUAGAGUUGAAAUGCAUGGAUUUGCUGAUGCAUCAAAAAGAGCUUUCGGGUGUUGUAUUUAUAUUCGCUCAAUAUGUGUGGACAACGACGUUACAAUGCAGUUGUGGAGUGCUAAAUCCAGAGUAGCGCCAUUAAAAACUUUAUCUUUACCAAAAUUGGAACUUUUGGCUGCGGAAUUGCUGUCGAAACUAGUGACAAAAACCAAAUCCAAUUUUCCAAUUUCUAUUGACGCGACCUAUUUAUGGGUGGAUUCCGAAAUUGUGCUAGAUUGGCUGAGCGAGCACCCAUCAAAUUGGAAUACAUUUGUUGCCAACCGGGUAUCAUUGAUUCAAGAGCAGACAAAAACGUUUAUUUGGCGGCAUGUUCCUUCAAAGUCUAACCCAGCGGAUAUAAUAUCAAGAGGUGCGUAUGUAGAUGAACUAUCUAAUUCUAUUUGGUUUGCAGGUCCUUCUUUCUUGAAGAGAGAUUGUUGUGAGUGGCCACCAAAUAAGUCUAGAAAGAAUACUAAUGCUGACCAAGAAAGGAGUCGUAAUAGUACGAUAAUGACUGUUAAUAAUUUGAAAAAAAAAAUACCUUAUGAGACAUGCUCUGAGGAUAACUCGAAAUCUUCUUUUGUGACGUGGGUUGAAACCUUCAGCGAUUUUGAAAAAUUACAAAGAAUUUUUGCCAAUCUUCUUGGCUUUCGAAGAAGCGUUAAGUCUAUGGCUGAAAGAUUAGAUGAAGCACUAGUGCGUAUAUUCUACUGUGUGCAACAACAUUAUUUCAAAGAAGAAAUUGAGCUGCUAUCGAAGAAUAGAGAAUUGCCAGCAAACAGUAAAUAUAAAAAUCUGAGCAUUUUUGUAGAAGAUACUUAUGGUGUUCCGCUACUACGUGUUGGUGGGAGAUUAGCGAAGGCUGCAUUACCAUAUGAUGCUAAACAUCAAAUUUUGUUACCGAAUAACUCAGAAAUAGUUUGCAGUUUUGUACGAUUUCUUCAUUUCAAAUAUUUGCAUGCUGGUACGCAAGCGCUUAUGGCUAUAGUUAGGCAGCGAUUUUGGAUAUUUCAUGCUAGAGGAGUAAUACGCAAAAUUACUGGUAGUUGUCUACAAUGCUUUAGAUGCCAUCCAAAAUUGAGUAAUCAGAUUAUGGGCGAUUUACCCUCUUCUAGAGUCACCGUAGCGAGGCCGUUCACUGUGACUGGAGUGGACUUUUGCGGCCCUAUUACAACAACGUAUCUACUUCGUGGGUACAGAACAACAAAAAGCUAUAUUGCUGUUUUUAUUUGUUUUGCCACAAAAGCUGUGCAUAUGAAGGUGGUCUCUGAUUUGACUGCAAAGGCUUUCCUGGCUUCAUUAAAAAGAUUUGUAGCUCGACGCGGCUUAUGCUUAAAAUUAUUUUGCGACAAUGCCACUAAUUUUGUGGGUACUCGUAAAGAGCUCGAGGAAAUGAAAUGCAAGUUUUUUGAUCAACAAGUACAGGGCAAGAUUUCAAAAUAUUGUACUGCCAAUAGUAUUGAAUUUCAUCAUAUACCACCCAGAUCCCCCCACUUUGGUGGACUAUGGGAAGCGGCUGUAAAAUCAGCAAAAUAUCAUUUGGCUAGAAUAUUGGGUCAAUCACAUCUUACAUUUGAAGAGCUGGCAACAGUGGUUGCGGAAGUAGAGGCAGUUUUAAAUUCAAGACCUUUGACAACCUUGUCUAACGACCCAAAUGAUGAAAGCGUUCUUACACCGGCACAUUUCUUAACAGGUGGUCCGUUGGUUGGAACUGUGGAACCUACUGUGGAUAGCGAAGAAUGGUCUCAUAAAGAUAGAUGGCUACGAAUUUCGGCCAUACAACAACAUUUUUGGAGAAGGUGGUCGGCGGAGUAUCUUCAUGAACUUCAACAGAAAGUCAAAUGGACUAAGAAGCAGAAGAACCUUAAUGAAGGUGAUAUGGUGUUAGUUGCAGAAGAAAAUUUGCCUUCUAAGCAAUGGCUUAUUGGGAGAGUGCUGAAAGUGACAAGAGAUGCUAAAGGUUGGGUUCGAGUUGCUGAUGUAAAAACAAAGAAUGGAGAGGUUCGCCGAGCAAUCCAUAAAUUGGCACCUAUUCCAUCUGAAUGUUGA